AUGGAAAUGUUUGAAAAGAAGAAGCAGCAGCAGCAGAAUAAGAAGAGGAAGGAGAAGAAGAAGAAAAAGAAGAAGAAGAAGAAGAAGAAGAAGAAGAAGAAGAAGAAGAAGAAGAAGAAGAAGGGGCAGUAGGAUCUCGGCAUAUGUGAGUGGACACUAAUGCAAGGCAUGGUACAGUCAAAGAAGAAGGGGCAGUAGGAUCUCGGCAUAUGUGAGUGGACACUAAUGCAAGGCAUGGUACAGUCAACAAGUAAAACAGCAGGCAAGAUUGAAGGAGUUCAUUCCUCCCUCUGUGGCAAUAGGCCUCUUUAAACGAAACCCUUCGAAUGCUACUUCAGGUGGACAGUGGUCGGCCCGCCAAACAGCUGGUUACGGCUUUUACAACAAUUUACGAGUAAGCCGGAUUCGUGACGUUUGAAAGCACCACGCUUUCCUAGCUUAAGGCCAUUUAAAUGGAGACUUGAUGUGGUGGUGUUGGAAGCCUUAUCGAGAAGACUGGAUCUACUGGACAACCACCUAACCAGAUAGGAAGUGGGACCAUCGGUAGUUACAAAAAUCGGCCUCAGUAGAUCUCUCUACUCGUAAACACUUGGCGGCCCACAGAACCUGACAACCUUGGAGUCAGAGGGUUUAACGGCCUCGUAGUUCAUGCUUCGGAUAAAGGCAGUGUAUACGAAAGAAGGAAUUAACACUUAAAUGACACUUGUGCAUCUGCAGCAAUUAUUUUUUGUUACAGAUAGUAAAGAACUUAUGGCAUCGCUUCGACUCUCAUUAUGACAGCAAAUCUCUUCAUUUUCUUGUGAUGAGCCUGGGCACUUGGGCUAAAUGUCGGGCAAAUAAGCCCAUUUCCUCAGAAGCCGAAAUGUCUUCAGCUUAAGUUACAGUAUAUCCCAGUCAGCUAGUUUCAUGUGGAAUAUUUGCUCGCAUUUGCCAAAUCCAUAUUCCUAAGCUUACCUUCAACACGGAAGACCGGCUAACACUUUACCACGUUUUGGACGUAAACAAGAACUUGCCAUUGUUGCCACUUGUGAACCUAUUUUGCAUUUUGCGUAUUAUAUAUUGAUUUUUCCCCACUCUCUUCUAGUGCUUCGGCCCCCCUGAGUUUUUUGAUUGUUCAUUAAAUGCUACACUAACUCCCACCUUCAUUUAAAGGAUGAUUCCUAUUCUGCGUAAAUAUAUACAUAAACAAAUUCAUGCGUAGGUGCCAAACGAUAUUAUGCUUAUACACAAAUUUUCUCACACUGAUCAGUUGGAUCCCUAAGGAAAAAAUUCCCAACGGAUGUCAGAGAUUGCGAACGGGCAACCAUCGACCAGGUCGACCUCGUCCAAGAUACGAUAUCAGGUGAGGUAGGGACAAACAUGCAGGUUGACUGAUGCAGGAGUCAUGGACAGGUACGGAAUCCAAUGAAUCGGCGAGCGCCUAUUUCUCAUACACGAGUGUCCUUUAUGCAGAGACGAGGCACUGAUGAACAUUUGUUAAACGAAGUGCUUACGAUCUGCUUAAAGGACUUUUUCUGUGUUAAAUAAGCAUAGUGUAUGCACAUGCAGGUGUUUCUGGUCUCAUGCGUUGGUCUGUAUUGAGAUUGGUUAAAUGAAGGUAGAAUAAACCUAAAAGCUAGCUGUACCAAUCUACCCACAGUUCUAUCUGUACCUCCGCUACUGUCAUAUUUUUUGAGAUGAUUUCAACCGACUUAGGCCUUUCGUGGUCCGUGCCCUGGACCAAUCUUCGGUCACUGUUUGUCAUACAUUCUCCAAAAGAGUGUAAGUUUGCUUUAUCCAAGGGGCGUCGCGCACCGACACAAUACCUUAACAUUAAAUCAAUAAAUAUUCCGAACAGCUGUCUUAAAACCUCUUCGUCAAAUUUAAGGAACGGUCUCCUGAUCUGACCGAGGAUAUCCCGGGACAAGGGAACGAUGUCCGAGAAUGGACGUCAUUUCCGCACCAAGGUCUCCCAGCUGAUUGUCUGACUCAAGUUGAUGACUUCCAGUAACGUUGCAAAAUUCAAAUUGCCUCGUCCUUCUGAUGUCGGAUCGAAUUUAGAUAACUUGGCAUUGUUUAAGUUGAUGGUCAGGAACUAUUCACCACUCCAUAGUUGCAUUCGAUCCCAAUUAGUUUGCAAAUUUAGCGCGCCUUUUGGCCCUCCUAUCGUUUUCAUUACUUGAGCUUAUAAACAAACGGUAGCACUAGAAGUUUAACAAUACAGACUAUCGUCAACAUAUGACAAAAGCAGAACGGGACCAAGAACGCUCCCGUGGAACAUUCCACUAUAGAUGGUUGCCCAUCCCAAUUCGGCGUUGUCAAUAAAAACACGCUGAGAUCCACCUGAGAAAACGUCUGCCAGCCAUUUGUCGUAGAUUAAGUAUCAGUCGUCUCUAUAAAACUCUAUCAAAAGCUCUGCUGGAAUAAAAUUAAACUGCACCCACCUAUAGGCGCAUUUUGAAGGAGUUUGUCUGGUUUUACGCGGAUGAGAGGAUCGUCCACUUCUAAAGCCAUGCUGGUGGAGGCUACGCAAGUCCGUCCUCCCUCCUUUCUGAUUAUGGUGUUCUCCAUUAGGUUUUAGAAGAUACUUGUAAGGCUCACGAGUAUGGAGCCAUUUGAUAAGGUUUUUUAUCACCUAUAUAUACGGAUUUAUGUAAGCUUGCUUUCAAUUACUAGAUAGAGCCCCGACCUCCCUCAAAGUUUUAAUAUCUUCAAGAGCUCGGAAGUUACGUGGCCGGAGACCUUAUUUAAAACUAUUGUGUAGAGGCCGUCCACACAAGGCAAUUUAGCGGGCUACAUCUGACCUGAUAUACGAUAAUUGUAUCGUUAAGUAUGGUAAUCUUGCAGUGUGAUCGGUCGUCGGAAGCAGGCUCCUUAGAAAAGGCGGAUCCCAGGAAAUCUGAUAAGAGGGUCAUUAAGCCUGAGUUAUCGACUACCUCUUUCCCUUUUCAUCCUUAAGAUGGGGACGGGGGCCUCGAUCACGCUUUGCUCAACACACAUAGCCAAAACUUUUGCUUGUUCUCUCCUUUAUUAGCAGCGUUCAACAUUUUUACGUCGUCUUCUACAAAACAAUUUGUUUGUCCAUUUAUUUAUUCUAAAUUAGACAAAUACCCAAAUUGUGGACACCUGGAAUAUCUUUUUGAAAUCUCCUUCUUAUCUAGGUAUUCCUUUUUAUGUUUUAUGUCAUUCACUGAAGUCGAGAGACGUACUUCCUCAUCCUAAGCGAACAGUAACUCUUCAUCAUGCACUGAAUCAGUGACUUUAAGAAGAACCAGACGAUGUUUGGGUCAGACGUUAGCGCAGCUUUCCAGUCUAUCUCAUUCAGCUGUCGUUUCAGUUUCAACUGAUCCCCUUUCUGUUUAUUUGCUUCUCGAGUACUUGAAUUUCAUGUACAGAAAAGUGACUAUACUUUCAGAAAAUAACACAUUAGUCACUCCGACCAAGGUAGGUAUUAGAACUCCGGCCGAGAAUACACUAGACCGUAAUCCUACUGCAUCCAGGAUCGUCAGACCCGGAUUACAUCAUCAGUGUGCGGCCUUGCAAAUGUUCUAAAGGCAUUGGAGAAGCAUCCGUCGUAAUCCGCACACGUUAAACUUUUUAAGUCCAUUUCUUCACACAGUCAUUAUUGAACAAGAGAAAGAGGAACUGAAUUUGAAUUUUUUGCUACACAGAAAAUUCGAGAACGACUGACGAGGAAAUUUUCGAUUAUUUAAAUAAGUUUAUCUCUGAUACGGAUUAUAGACAGCUUCUGGGGAAGUUGCUUAUGAUGAAAUUUACCGCUGACCAGGUUCGAACUGCGCAAAGUUAGUUCUCCUAUAAAAUUUAUGUUGGGCGCUAAAGCCUUCCCCUUACUGCGUGGGUUCGAAUCCCACCGAGGCGCCGAGUUUUUCACAGUUGGGUCCAUAUUAAUUAUUCAAAAUCUGCCAAAAUAUUAAUGAAUAUCAAUGCAUUGAAUAGAAGAUUGUGGGAAUCCAACCAACUUCUCAGUCCCUUUUGACAGCCUUCUUUAUGACUUUACGAUAGAUUGAGGUUCGGCUGGUGACCGCCAAUUUUGUUAAUGGGUGUAAUUUCUGCCGUUUCCAGUCUGUCGGGAGGUGCUUCGUAAGCAAAAGACUUCUGGAAUAACACGGAUAACAGUUGCUCAGUUUUCGACAUGAUAAAAGGGGAGUUUGGCAAGAAUCGUAUUCUGGUGACGAGAUUACCUACCUUUUCAUAAUCACUAGCUCUAAAAAUUCCUUUUUCGAGAAAUAUAAUGCCUUUAUUAGUUUAGGUUCUCAUGGCUUACUGGUCAGGUGGAACAAAAUCCGUUUUCCGCGUGAAAACAGAUUGCAAAAACCGAGGAAAUUACCCGGCUCGCUUUGUACUGCCCGAUAUCAUGAGGCCCUCAUCGUCCCUCAUAAUAAGGAUCGGAUCCUUAUCGUUCUUGGUCUACUUGGAGUUUCUAAUAGCUCGAUUGCGAACAAAAAAAUCUCGAAUUCUCCUCCCCUUUUAAAAUCUAAGUCCUUAAGCACGCUUCUAUGGGCUCUGAAUUCCUCAAACACUGGGGUUUCGUAGUUCCCUCUAAAUUACUUCUGUAGUUCUCUCUGCUUGUUGCUCUUAUUUUAAGUUCUCGUCCCAGGAACUGAGGUCGACUGGUUUUCCUAGGCUUUUAUAGGGGUUGCUUACUCUUGAUGAAAUGUAGCAAACAUUUCCUGAAGAACUCGCAGUCCUCCAUUAUGUUUCCGGAGAAGAGAACAUCACAGUCUUUACGUGAUGCCUCCGUCCUCACUGGGCAAAAGCUUUCGGGUCAUAUAUCUGACCUAAUUAUGGUCGCUGCAUAUGACAAAGAAUAUAGACGGUACUCCCAUAAAAAUACCCUACGACCACUUCAACUGAGCUGAGGUAGAUAAUAUACCACACCUACAAUGCCAGGAUCCUUUGUGAAGAUAAGAUUCAAACAACUAGCCCUUUGUCCCUCUCAAUGCAUUGUUGUUGGAACGAGGACAUAGUACGUGAAGGGCGCUUUAAUUUAUGUUUUCAAAAGACGAUAAUCAAGGACGAGCUUCUGGCACUUGGCGUAUAUCUCAUUUUAUCGAAUGCCGGGUGCGAUGCAUUCACUCAUGAAAACAACGUCAGGUUGACUAGCUAUCUAUUGUUGAGCCGAAGGAAGCGGUAGUAACACAAAUGAUCCUUUUGCUUUGCUGGUUUAAGUUUUUCUGGUGGGUAGUAGUUUCUUUGUCCUGCACAUGAUUCUCCAAUUCACGAGGCAUUUUUUAGAAAUCGGUUUCAAAAAUUGGGACUGACCCAGCGGUCUUCCUGGUAGUGUUUUACUUUUCUGAUUGUCAUUAUAAAUGCGUUGUUCUUUUUCACUAUUGAAAGAAGUGGUUUCACCCUCUGUAGUUACCUGUGUUGAUUUACGUCGGUUUUCCUCUUUCGAUUCUGUCAAAAUUCGUUGCCGCAGAGAAUUGUUAUGGCUCUCUACCUUCCAGAAUUAGGUGGUUAGUCUUGAAAUUAAUGAAAAGCGGUACCAAACUUACCCAUUGUUUUCUGAGUGAACGGGCAGGGCUUGAGGCCUAACAUUUCAGAAAAUGCGACAAAGGUUUUCGAAAUGUGCUGUCCCAGUCAGGUUUCUGAAACGUCGGUCGUUUAGCCAACGAUUAAAUAUUUUUAACACAACAGAAGCAAUCGCCUGCCAACGUUCUUAUAUAAGAGAGAUAUAUCAAUAACUGUGUACAUCGUGCAUCGAGCAGGCAGUGAAAAAAAGUUCCUGACUAGUCAGCGGAGAUUUUGUUGGAUUUUGGAUAAUUGGGGUUGUUCAGGAAAAACUGCAGCCCAGGACAGGAGUAUUUGACACGAGUGCAGCAAGACUUUGCCAGUUUCAUUCUUUCUCAUGAGAUUGGACUUAUGCACUAGAAAAGGUUGCAUGGAUGAGCAGUCACCCAUUGCUGGCAAAAGUAUUUUUCCGCUGGGCGGCGUACUUCAGCGUCGGCACCAUCCCUCUGGAAAUGAGACCCGGCAGAAAUGAUAAAGACCGCGGAAGAUAGAUUCGGGGGAUCUGGAAUUCAUGAAUCGUGGAAUCUCUUCGGAAUGCGUAAAUCGAGCGUUAGUCUCCCCAAACAAAGGAUAGACUUGCAAUUGCUUUAAAAGAAAAGAACUGCAGAUAUGUGACUGUACGUGUCGGAGGAAGAAGUAAAUGACCUCGUCCUGACCGUUGCACCAAGGGUGAUGUCUUAUAGUAGCCAGCGGAUUAAAAGUACGACAAUUUUAAAGCCCUAUCAGUAGAACGAGUCUUUUUUGAUUGGCGAAAGCACAAAGGACCACAAAUUGUGGGAUCACAGAGUACUUUAUGUGCCAAAUUUCGGUGUUCGAGGGUUAGGACCCCUUUGGUAUGUGGGAUCCCGGUACACGCGUUUUCUCUUUUAGAUGGGAAACUGCUGAGAAAAAGUGCUUUUUAGUCUGGGCUAACCUUGUUGGGGUUCUGUCGCGUUUCUUUGCGAGUCCACCGUCGCCAAAAUCCUAAUGAUCAUUGAGGUUUCAAUUGCUAAUCUGUUACCGUCAUUUGUCAGUUAGAUAAACUCCCCUUGAUAAACCUUCUGGAGGUCUGAAAGUAGUUAUAGCUGGAGAUAAAUUAUUGUGAUACUAAGAAUUUCCCUUGAUAAUCACUAUAGGAGAUCCAAUUAUCUCCAGACCGCGUGAAGAGUAAGUUUUACCACCGGCCUGGUUUGUGCAGUAUCGUCCGCAGACCUCCAAUUCAUCUUCAUCCCGUUUCUUAACUGUCCUGUCGAAAUUAAUUUUACUUAUUUCAAUCGAUUGCCUCAUCCAUCAGGUUCAUUUUUCUUUCCUGAAUACAAGCGACGGUAGCCAGUUCUUUCUAAGGAAGGCCCCAGGGACAACGACCUCCCUUAUAUCGUUCUUAGGGUUUUUUCAGACUAAUCAGAAGUUAUAAGUAAAGGCAGAAUCAAUAGAAGUGAACAGAGGAGUCCCAGGAAGCAAUAGUGAAUAAGGAGACACGAUCAUCGGGACAAGAGCUUUUCUCUUCCGACGUUUCGGAUCCUUUCUCAAACCCAUCAUCAGAGACAAGGGCAGAUAUGGGUGGUUCGUGCACAAGGGGCUGCAGUAUUUAUAGGAUGCAGUCACCAUGCUACCGCAUAUCCAUGAAAAUUCACGACUUGCCCUUUCAUCAGGAAUCGUUAUACUCGGCGUAAUGAUAGUUUGAUGGCCGAAAUUCGCGUCGUUAAUUGCUGCGAUUUUAUCACGGGCGUUGGAUGUUGGUGUGAUGAUUGCGCGACCAUCUGACCUACCGACCCUGGCGUUGGGAAAAGUGUUCACCUCUGCGCUCCCCGCGAAGCUAAUUGCUUCGCCUGGGCGACGUCUCAGCACCGAGUAUUGAAGGUGAAGGUCGUGGCAGUUGUUGAUGGACUGUGGACCAUGAGUCAUGAAUCAAGAAGCUCCCGGCUCACGCGGUUGUCACCUCUUCCGAGAAUUUCGGCCUCGUCGAAUUUGACUGUGUGGUUGGAUCUUGUCGAAUGAGCCGCAACUUGAGAGCUGGUGUCAUUUUUCCGCACGACUGCAGCGUGCUCGGCCAUUCGCUUUCGGGGCUGUCUUCCGGUUUCUCCGGCGUACUUGCUUUGUUCACGACUGCGCCAGCUCGCACCAGGCUGCGAGGGCCAUGAAUUGCUGAUUCUGACAGCGGACGAUUAAAGACCUUCAGGUUUAGAGGGUGGCACAUGGUCCGGCAUUUUCCCGUGUCGUUACCUUUCAGUGCUGGGUAACCAGUCGUCGACUGGGAGUUACUACCCAUAACUUCUGAUUUAUAUGGUGACAAAGAUUCCAUAAAUGUGUCACUUUGUAGUUAAUAAGGGUGACAACAUGCUAGUAGGAAGAGGACGCGAAUUUUCUUCAAACCGGAUUUUUUAAUCGACAAAAUCUGUGAACAGAGACCUAGCUCAAGAAAAUUAAGCGGAGUAAGCAUUAGACUACAUGUGACAUUAAAUUUACAACCACCUUAGCAUAUGUUACCUAGCCGAUUUUAUGGUUGAGACCAAAGUGAGUGUCUGUUUCCGUGAAGUCCACCGCAAAUGACUUCACGUGAACUACCGCCUCCUCAAGCUCCGGUAGCGUAUUUGUGGAGUUUAGCAUGUCAGAAUGAGAUAGCUGACUUCAGACAUAUUAAAGGGUUGAGCUCAUGGUCGCGUCCUCAGUAAAAGGGACUUUUCUUUGGACAGUCGAUAUUAAGGAGUCAAGUAAAGACAAAAGAUCACCCGCCCUUUGUAAACUGGUACUCAUUGUUUGUAAACGGAUAUUUCAGUCCGAUUUGUAAAUUUACAGUUUCCUGCUUGGUUCUGUUAACAAUUGUCAGAACGUUUUGAUUAGUGGAAGAGUCCAUACUUUUCGAUACAGUGGACCUACUUGGAGGAUACUCCAUGAGCAAAAUUUAUAGCCGCUUUGGUUUUGAAUUCGUUGCUCCGUCGCCGCUCAGAGGACGGUUACUUCCGGCUCAACGCUAUUCAAUAAGAGAGGUGUGCAUUGUUAAAUGACAGAUAUUUGCAGCAAUGGGUGUCAAGAACGGGUCACGCAAUUCGAUAUGUGUAAUACCUAGCUUGCGCAAACUUUGACAAAAACAUGACCUCGGAAAUUGUCACCGCUGCUUCACACAUAUUUAUUUGGGAUUUCCGCGUUUAUUUAUUCUGGAAAUCAAUCUAGCUGUCUCCUAACAUAUGGUUGCAGAAUACGCCCUAAUUCAAUUUCAGUUGUGUACUACCCGUCCUUACUGGAUGCAUCUGGCUAUAUAGACUAUAGUUUAAUUUAUUCCCUGCUGACGUGUGCGAUCCAAGCGGUUUCGUCACCUCAGUAACCCCAGUAAGGAACAAAUCUUGGCGAUUUCGGUGUGAAUGCUUGAUUGCGCUCUAUUGUGCACCUAAGGGCCUCAGACGCUGAUAGCGGCAAACUCUCGGUAAUACAUACGACGACAGUUAUUGCACUAAGUAAAGUCGCGUCCAUUAUUUUUUUCGACAAGACAUAAGGUAACCGAGGUAGUUGGAGCUCUCCAUUACCACAAACAGAGGACAAACGUGUUGUUGAACAUAGAGACUCCCCAAAGAAAUAUAAUAUUUUACUCUGCAAGUGGAAAAUACAAUGAGAAAUCAUUUCAAAAGUUGUUUUACAAAUCAGCAGAAUCCAAAAUAAACAUCACCCACUAAAUUCACUUAAGCCAGUUCUUUCGUGCAAAGAUGUGGAUACCGCUGCAUUUCAUUAGUGUUUCCAUUGCUGUGUUGCAGGUAAUCCUUCUAGGCUUUUGCUGAGCCCUAUUCAAUGCAUGCAUUGCAUUCCUACUUCGCAAAGAUACUUUUUGCAGCAAUAGUUCCGGAUUGCUGGAAUACGAAACUUGGCCUCCAUAUCGACUGACGAAACUCUUCGAGGCUUCCUCAGUUUGCAGUCUCAGUCAGAAAUAAAUCUGCGCUUCUGUUGGACUGGUAUUCCCGCAACUAUUUUUACAAAAUGCAUAAACUGUGGCUUCCAAAUCCACGAAUAUAUCUUCCGCGGUCUUUAUCAUUUCCGCCUGGUCUCAUUUCCAGAGGGAUGGUGCCGAGACUGAAGUACGCCACCCAGCGAAUAAAUACUUCUGCAAGCACUUGAUGACUGUUCAUACAUGUAACCUUUUCUGGUGCAUAAGUCCAAUCUCAUAAGGAAGAAUUAAACCUGCAAAAUUCCUCUGCACUCAUGCUAACUAUUCCUAUUCUGGGCUCCCGUCAUUGCCUGGGCCGCAGUUUUUUUCCUGAACAGCCCCAGUUAUUCAAAAUUCAACCAAAUAUGCGAUGACUAGUCAGGAGCUUUAUUCACUGCCUUCUCGAUGUACUCUGUGAAGUUGUUUUGACGAUGUCUAUUAGCUGGCAUUCAAUAUUAUUAUCAUUGGAAGUUGCUAUGGAGGCCUAAAUAUAACCCUUUUCACUUGCAGAGCUCUUGGAAUCUCAGUGAACAAAUCUCACGUAGAAUGUAACAGCGUUUGUCCAGUCACAACACCUUACUGUCAAUUAGUCCGUCUCCAUGCCUCGUGUUUAACGGGGAGGUUUUCCGGAAGGCUUGAAAUCACUCAGCUAAGGCUAUUCUUUUCCUUUUGAUUCUGUUACUAAUGGAAAGACAAGGUUGGUUACAAUUUCCAGUGCUAAAGAAAACUAACCCUCAUACAGGCCAUGUAUAUCCAAUAAAUAAUAUGAUACUUUAGUUUUAUUUCCAAAUUUUUAUACACACGAAGUUCGUCCGAACUUGCAUAGGAUGUUAAGGAGUAUAUUGGGUGUGCGAGCUAUCAGGGGAUCUUGUCCGCGCGCCCUGAAUCCUUGGAGUAAUUACCUGAAAAUUUCGUUUCACCCACUCACUGACAUUUUUUCCGAAAAUUUUGUCGUUUCUCGCGGGAUUGGGAACGGUGCACAGAGGUCUGGGCUAAUAAAGGUCUAAAAUAGUUAUUUCUACACAGUACGAAACACCGCAUCAUGGUAACAAAAUAGGCUGGGAAUUGCGGCGGGGAUAUUUAAACAAUAAAAGUUUUAGAAAAGUUUUCGAAACUUUCUCUAGCCGAGGGCAAAUUCGAAUAUCGUUUUCAACUCUACCUUGUACAUUUUGUUAAACAUGGUACUAAGUUCCAGUAAGAAAACCUAACAUCAAUUGGGGAUGCUUCGUUCAGCUUAAAAAGAAAUAAGGAAAAGAAAAAGAACAAUUGAUCAAAAAACACGCUGAGCGCUAACACGACGCAGAUGACCAGGUUUAUAUUGAGUACGCUGCACUCAGCCUGGAGUAAAGUGUCACCAGAAAUACAAAUAUUUUUUAAGGUUUACUGCGUAGGGCACUUUACUCAGACAAGCAAGUACUCACUCAUGCCACUUUUAAGAUCGGAAAAGGUUAUCGACAACGCGAAAAUUGUGCGAUCAUUUAAGCAGACCAGAGGCAAGAGAAAGUCGAUUACUCAAAGAUGAAAAGAGAGCUAAGAGAGAUAUACUGACACGCCGCACCGACAUUUAGCCCUAAAGCCAGUUGAUACUUCUACAGGAAACUGAUUCAGUACUUGAUGAAGGGUAACUGCGCCCCAAGGAUGAGAUCGUAGGUUUCCCGACUUCAGUAGCUGACAGCAGAAAUAGAAAUAAAUUUCGAAAAAACCUCGAUAUUUGAAGAAUUAUCUGAACAAUAAACGCCAGGUGUCACUAACUUAUGUUGCACCUACUUUAUAAGUUUUCACUCUUAGGGAAGACUCUGUUUAAAUCAGUUCUUCGCCCCUUGGUUUAUUUUGUCGGUACUUCGAUGACAUUCUUUCAGAAGCAGUGGCUAUGCGAUAAAGUUGGUUUUCGCGCUCAACAAUCCAGAUGUCAUCACCGUUUCUGCGCUUAGAAAUGUUGCCUAUGUUUAGUUAUUCUUUCCGUUUUAUUACAUUGGUAGUGCACGGUCGUAAAUAUUCCAUUACGAUUUAGGCAGUUUGAUAUGCGUCAGUGACAAACGCUCAGGCCAUUGCUUUCAACAGUCACUUUUCCUCCUCAGUCCAUUUGGCGUUCAGUCGGCCGAAUUGGUUUUUGCUAAUUUCGCCUACGUCUUAUGUGACGCUUCCGAAAGGCUUCUUGGUCAAAAUAACUGGAAGACCUCCUUAAUAACUUUGAACUGUAGAUCGUGAGGCGUGACGUCGACGUCGAAAAAAGUUGACGUUGGCCAUGGAAAAUGUUAUCGGUUACUGAGUUAACUCGGUUUUCUGAAUGUCUCCUUAAUGUAGUGAGUGGCAGCUGGACUGCUUUUAUGGGGUUAUACAUUUGUCCUCACUACAUUCGCGCCUAUAAGGUUGAACAUGGCGGUGCUUGGUCGAUUUCCGGUUAAUGAACGAAUAAAUUUAAUAGAGACCGCCAGUUAAAUUUUUCUCACACCACUGGUUUUCUGUCGGUUAGCGCCUAAGUCAAGGGAAAAUGUCCGUUAUCCUCACCAAUGCCGUCACCAGUGUCGCAGACAUUUGGCCUUCCUUUAUUUUCAGGCAAUAAUCCAGGUAGUAGUUACACGCCACGUAUGUAAAGGCCUAUAUUUCUGUUCAUGCCUUACUUCUCCUAUUCUGCCGUCUCCAUUGUCUUCAGAAGAUUUUCUAUUAAGCACGCAUUUCGUUGCGUGAAAGCGUUUAUCACCGGGUUCACCUACAAAAUGAGGAUACGCAGGUACUAUAGAUUAACAGCUGAGAGGCAUUUGACCCCUAUCCGACUAUUAUGCUUGACACCCUAUCAGUUUUCGCAGUUUGGUUAUUGUAUAAUGUAUGGGACAUUUUAAUGUUAAAAAUAUCCUUCCAGGUAAUUUCGUCGUCAGCGUUUUUUCUUUUUUAUUUCUAGGUAUGCAGGUGUCGACUGUCAAGAAAUAAUACAGCCAAAAUGACGAUCAGUGCAAGCAAUAGAGGAAUUAAUAUCUGUUGGUCUGAAAAAUAGCAGAGAACUUCAUAUUAUCCAAAUUGAAUAACAAUCGUUUAAAUCGACCACAUAAUAUGUAAGGUUAGGUGGCUGUGACCUUUGCUACCAUAGUUACAUUUUGAUAUAUAAACCGCCGUGCAGAUGUUCAGGUGUCUCAGGGAAAUGGCUUCGGCGCGGAUAAGCCUUGAAAUGCCCCCUAAUAUCGACCCGUCGAGGGCGACUUUAGCGUAUGGCAGACUUGCCCUUCCACGACUGGUAAGAAAAACGACAAAAAUUACGCUUUCCCAAGUGGUGGAGCUUCACUCCAUAUGGAGUUUUCCUAAGAGUAGACCGCCUCCUACGGUUGUCAACUACAAAUAAACUACACCAAGAAUUUGCCCUUAUUUGUUAAGAGUUUUAAAGACGAGCAUAAGCUGAUUGGUUGACGCUUUUAUUGCGCAAGGCGUAUUCGACAAAUCGCAUAUUUUUGUUGAGCUGAUCUGUCCAAUAUGCUGAAGCAUAUAUGAACGAAACAUCGUAGCUGGUUAAUUUUUAACACAUGUACUGUUAAUGAUAGUCGGAUCUACUGCGUAUAUGUAGUAAAUGCAUGCACAUAUGUGCCUGCACAUAUAUGCAUGUGCAUGAAUAUAUUUGUGCAAUGGUAGAGCGUUCAACUCCAUGACCAAAGAUCCCGGGUUCGAAUCUCAAGUGAUCCACACUUGGGGUUGGGUAUGACUGGCUGAUGACGGCUAAUAAGCCAGAAAUGGCCAUUCCGGUCUCCCUUGUCUUUGUCGGUAUCAUCUCAUAUAUAUAUAUAUAUAUAUAUAUAUAAUACACUUGAGACAUACGGUGGAUUACAACAUAUGAAGUUGUUAAAUUACUGUUUGUAGAGUAAAUAGCAGCUAUUCCACUUAUAAGGAAGUUAUUCAAAUAUAUGUACUUAGACGUCAGAUACAUCCUUUGGGGAGACUCAUCAUGUCUGACACUACAGCAGGAAGUGCAGUCGUUAAGUGCUGAAGGAAAACCCAUACCGUAUAUCUUAGUGUUCUCCUCUGACCGUCAGAGUUCGGCUGUGAGUUGUGGUGGUCUUAAAUUAAGAAUGUUUUACGCAGUCAGCAGCAGCAUAGCAGCAUGACGGCUUACGUCUACUUUCUUUAAGCCACCUUAACUUUUGAAAUACUCGACUGAACAGCUGCAGGUUGAUUGCCUGAUUUUACACAUUUAAACGCACUAUAUGUCCUAAAAGGUGGGCAUUUGAACCCCCUCAAGUUAGGACAAGUUCCAGAUGCUUUCUGCCCAAAUUCGCUACUCAUAUGUAAGUUGCGAUUUGGCACAAAUAGUCUUGUGUCGUUUUCAUCCGUCAUACAGGUGUGAUGACAACAUUUAAAUUCGGAGUCUUCAUUGCAGAAAGUUAGACUAGAAUUAAUCACAAAGGAAGGACAGGAAAAAAUCGUACGUCGCAUUUAUAGCUGAAGCAAGUUGGCCAGGAGCGCUGGCAAUUAAAGCAGUUCUUGUAUUGAGCUCAAAUUAUUAUUACUUUUGUCUCGUAGAUGAUUGUAUUUUAAGUAGAAUAACUGCGUCUAGGCGCCUUAUUCUGUUGUGAAGUCUUAUUUUAUAUGAUGCCAUAUAUUACAUGUUUCCAGUUUGCGCUCAAAGCCAGACGAACUUAUGUUUUAAAGAAUUCAGUUUCGCAGUGGUUUAUAGUGUUCCAUUUACAUAGGCAUUCGAAGUGCAAGCUAGAUUUUCAGUGCGCCCGCAGAUAUAAGCAGAGAAGGUUAUAGUAAGCUCGUAGACCCAAUAAAGUUAAUUAGUUCACUAUCAAACUACUCAAAUGUACAGCUGCUCAGAUUCGAAUUCCCCCUUUUUCUUCUAAAUCAACAUAAAAUUUCAAUUUUAAGUCUCGCAGAUUUUGCUCUUUAAGUGGCGGCUGGAAACUACACGGUUUCUGAUAUUAAAAAUUCGACAUCUGAAUAAAAUUCGCGGGUCUAUAUAACGGCCUAAACACCGUUGAUUACGACAGAACAAAGUCGAGAACGACCUUAUAAUCCCCGAGCUCCGAAUAUUUUUUCCGUACACCGCCAAUUAUUCAAAGCUGUACAAGAUUGAUUUACUGAUUUAAGCAACUAGAGAUAUUGUAGCUCUUUCUAGUCGACAUUCGUUUAGAAGUGAACAGAAGAUUGGCAUUGCGGCUGCGCUUGAUUUUUUGUACGUACUCUUCUGUCAGCGAUGUUUUAUCAAAUUUAAAACGUCUCCAAGGGCACAGAGAUGCAGAUCCUUGUUUAUUAUUGACAGCAUCUAUGUAAUUAAACUUGCUCAGCUGGGCCGGCAGGAUGAAAUCAGAUUUAGUGUUUCUUUGCGCCUAUUACAUUCAGUCUUACGAGCCUAACUGCAAAUAAAGAACUAAAGUCUUUAAUCUUUGAUGGUCGGGCAAUGCUUGUAGACGUCUAAAACCCACGUUAGCAUAAAACGGACUGCAUGCGAAAACAGGUCUCAUAUGUCGACCAUCAUACAAGUCCUAUUAUGCUACAAGAAAUGGUUAAAUGCCCAAGCAGUGACAUUUUAGGCCAUAAAGAGGUUAAUAUUGUUCAUCUGUUUGUCAAAAGUGAAGAUUUAAUACAGGUCGACUCUUUACGUUUGCUUAUUACUUCGUCAAGAACUGGCCUUCUUCUCAUCCCCUCGGAAAGCUUUUGUUAUUGGUAACACUUGAUUGGAUGUCUAUUGUUGAUAAUAGCACUAUCUUGACAUUGUGUACCAUUUAUCUUCUUUGCUAACGGUUUAGUGCUUUUUCACAGAACUCGGCUAAUUUUACUUUUAAUCCUCGCCUUCGUGAUUUGAGGUCUGAUAAGCGCAAUAUGAUCCAACUCCUGUGUCAGUUACGACGCUCUGUUGUUUGUAAGAAAUUAGAGGGCGUCGAAUUCCCGAGUGAUUUUGUUAUCUGUAAGCAAAAGGUGGUUAGCAUAUGGGACUUACAUCUUUAACUGUUGAAUACCAAAAGAGUGGCCUUUGUCGAAGUUAUCUGCUGGAAGUUAAAAUAUCAACAGAUCGUAGACUUGGGAAACACCUUCCUAGGUAUUUUGGAACCGAAGAAUCAACUAAAGAAUCAACUUAAGACUUUUUGCUUCUUAUUAUAAAGGAAAUUUAAUAUCCUUCGAUGGUCGGUAAAACGCCUUCUCUGGGGGUUGGACAUUGCUUAUUCAAGGUUUUAUCAAGGUUUGCCUUUCAGUCAUUUUGGUUGGUUGUUGCGCACAGAUCUGUUUAGCUCGCAGCUGGUCGUCUUUCGAUGUCUGCUUUUAACAUUCGCCGAAUCUCUGUGCUGUGAGAGACAAUGGUCGUUGUUUUUUCGUUGUGUUCGUCAAUAAAUGCCAGAAAUGCUUGUCAAAUAUCAGUUUUUACAACUCUCGCUUACAAAGGUCCCUAGUAAACAUUAGUGCUGUGGUUCAUGUUCCAAGAUAUAAUGUAGUAGAAAACUGGAUCGGAUUUCCAUAUUUUAAUUUUUUCUCACAAUUAUAUUUUUUGUCUUCUGUGCAGCUGUAAAACGCCCUUCUUUCCUUUUCAAGAACAGAGAGCUUAAAGAUGAUGUUCUUCUCAUUCGCCAAAGAGCUGUCAAAGCCCUAUGUGACUACCUCCACGACCACGAGCAUAUUGCAGCUGCUGUGCACGAAGGUACACCUGACGCAGCCUUUCUAUUUUGACGCCCUUCUAGGCAUUAUUCCGUCACUAAAACACCUACUCCGAGACAAAGAUGUUCCUGUGAGAGCCAUGGCUGCAGAAUGCUUUAUCGUCUUUAACCGUAGGUUAUAACUCAAAUAAGCUUACUGCCAUAGAACACGCCAUUGGUCGAAAGGCCUUCAUUGACGAGGAUGUCCUUGAUGUGUUGAAGCUUCUCUUCUCGUCCUACGAACCUGAUAUCGUUCGUUUGAAUGCACACAAGGCUGUUGAACUUCUCUCCAUCAACCCGGCACAUUGCCAGGCAAUUGUAGAUGCUGACUUGAUUCCUUUGCUUAUUGCCUGCGUGGAGCGCGAAUACGCGGAAAUCAAGGCAAGCCGACUCUUCGUGACAGUACUCAUAAUUCAUUCUUACAGGCUGUUAUUUUGGAAACCCUAAAUAGAUGUUUGGAUUUAAACAGUGAUGCUGGUCUAAAUGCUGGUGGGAUGCAAGUCUUCACCAAGCUCCUCAGUCACCACUCUCCUGAAGUUCGAGGGAAGAGCGCACAGGUUAUUCUCAUGCUAACGUGAGUAUUGCGUAAAUCGGGUUACCUAUUCCUCUUCUUAAAUUUCACUGUUUGCCUUAGUGUAAACCCUCGGGGCAGACAACAGGCCAUUGACAAAGAGACCAUCCCUGCCCUUGUCGGCCUUCUGAGUGACAACGACCCUGAUGUGAAGGCCUCGGCAGCUGGUGCGCUCGCAUUGUAAGCAACUCGCUUGUGGCUACUUUCAGCUAAAUUUGGUGUAUGACUGACUGAUUGGAGGUAACGUACCCUGUUUGUUUGUAGCACAAGUGUCACCACCCAUGGACGCUACACAGCUAUCAAUGCGGACGCCAUCCCAAACCUCCUCAGGCUACUAGUGCAUUCAUGCAGCCGCGUACGCGUAAAUGGACUCAAGGUGAGUUACGUAUUUCCAGGGUCUAAAGGUUUAGUUGUCAAACUCCUUACAAGUUUCGAAGAUCCGUAAGGAGAUUACGAAGCUGUAUCUGAGAGGGACUUAGUCUUGACCUUCUUUUCAACGUCAUAGUCAGAUGGUGAAAAAAGUUUAAAAUUGAACCUGAAGAAGUUCCUCAAAACAAAAAAAUUAUCUAUUUAGAUUUAUUUAACAGCUCGUCAUCUCCGAGAUUUUCUCACGCAUCGGCCACACAGGACGGAAGGCAUUUUUAUAUCUCAAAUCGUUAUAUGCAACAUAUACUGAAAGCGAUUAACCAAAAGGAGCAAAAUAUGGAUACCGCGCCCAGAAACCGUCUGUACUAUCCCAAAUAAGAUUCACUUUAUGACAAAUAUUAUGCCAAAAGUAGCUCCCAAACACCAUUCCUUCGAAAUCGGAACGUAAAUUGUUUACUACCGCCUUACUAGAAAGCAAUUCCGACGGAUGAAAACAAAUACUCGGAGGUGUAGAAAAGACGAAAAUCCGAGCAUCGUUCCCACUACUAGCAUAAAGCAAAAUAAUAUAUGUGGAAAAGACCAUAACAGUGUUCACUCUGCCUUUUGGUGCGUUUAGUUCCCUGCUAACGUUAGAGAAACUCGGAUAAACAAAGGGUAUUUUUUCAAGAUAAUGAGCAAUAUUGCGCGUUUCCUUAAAUAAAGCCAUCGUCUACAAAACUCAUCCAUAUAUUGUAACUUUCGGCUCAAAGUUGACAUGAAUUUGAGCAUGCUCCUGUUUGUAAAUUUUUGUAUAGGAUUUUUUUAUUUUGAAUCGAUUUGCAAACAAUUAACUAAAAGGGUUUCGGAUCUGCUGCUCGGAAAAAAAAGCUCAUUGGGAGAUACUUUCAAGAAACAGCAUACAGGUGCACUAGAACGGAGAUUGACUGGGGGAAACUGGUCAAAAUGUUUUGCGCCCAUUCCCACAUGAAUAAACAGCCGACCUACGGUGAGGCAGAAUGCCGCUAAACUUCUGUUCCAUUGGACGUUUAUAGUCAGACUGACGGGCGCCGCCUGUGGAUCAUCUGCGUGUGCGAGCGCAGUUUCGUGUUCCUGGUCCCAGGCGGUGGUUGGGGUUUGAGUGGCUCACGGAAGGUAGAAGAAGCCUGAGGUAGCGCUGUCUCAAUCUGCUCACAUCUCCAUCAGUAUUCCAGCCUGGACCUCGUUUCCUGAACCGUUACUAUGCUAAGCAGACUUGCGAGAACAGAAGAGGGUCUUGUAAGCAUAGGAAUGUGGUCGAAUUGGGAACGGCAGUAAUUUACUACUGCAUUGAAAUACCGUGAAGCGUCGUGUCACACCUUAAUAGUAUCGUGUCUGUCUGCUUACUAAUACUUUUUCCUUAAAAAGUUUUGAAGCCUCCGAGUAAUCUUGAACACGACUUGCGAUGUAUUUUCGUUUAGGGUUUCCAGUUAACAAGCUGCAUACUUUUCGUGUGAUUAAGAACACAUUCCUUUAUGCCAUUAACAAAAUACCACAUGGGACUCACAAAAUGUUGCAAUGGACUGAAACCAUGUUGUAUACUUAAUGAGGAGCAUUAUUAAACAGACACGAUGCUUCUUAAAUGGACCUUAAACGAUUUUAGCAAUUUCAGAAUUAGACACUUUUAAAACCAAAAUUUACCUUUCUCCGGGAAUAUAUUUUAAAGAAGAGACGAUUCGCUACCAAAUGAGUGCAAGAAUCAGUAUUUAACUGAGCUUUCCAUGGAAUAUAUUUGGAUUUACAAUGGCAUCGAAAACUAAUAGAAUUACACCAAUUACGUAGUCAUAUCUAUCGGAUGCGAUUACUGCAGGCGGCCGAAGAAAAAUCCAUUUAAAAGCCAACCUCCUGGCGUGUUCAAAAUGUCCUAGGUUUUUGCUGAACGAUGAACAAUAUCACAAUCCUACGAAAGUAAUCCCUUCUGAUAGAAAACGCAAUUCAAAUCAGUCGUUGACAGUAUCAACUGAGGGCUUCCAGAGUGACCAAAUGGGAGGAGGUUUGAACUCAAGAGAUUGCAAUUAUUAGCUGAUGUAUGCGGUAAUAUUCGAGAGCACCACAAAGUUGAGGUUUGAAGCCUGGUUUACAACCCAGCUGUCCCGUGAGAUUUUGCCUCCUCGCAUUAUUAAACAUUUUUGGUACCACUUUCGGGAAUUUUAAUAGGUGAGGGACUAUGAAAAUUAGGUUACAAUGGUUCUUAUAGGUUUUUCUGCUACGUUUUAUAAUUAUGGCGAUGAGGUUUGACGCUAUCAUGUUUAGGACGGUUCUUUUGAUUCCCAGCCCAUUUUCCGAGAUUACCAUGGCGACAAUCCAAUCCCGGCCGGACCAUUCUCGCCUGUAUCUGUGACGUUUACUCGCUAUGUUCUUUUUCACCACUCAACCAAUCUGUCAUUAUAUAAGUAGUGGCAGGUCUGUCUUACUGGCUUUUUAUUUGAUGUAGCCGGCAAAUCUCUUAUCAGAAACGUCAUGCCUGGCCGGUGGGAGCUUAUGUUACCAAUUUUCUUUAUGGACUAAUAUGCUAACCUUCCGCUUCGAUUUCAUUUCUACUAAUCUACGAAGAAAGGAUAACUUUAUUUGAUUGAUUUUGAGCAUUAAUUUGGUGCCUGAACCACACAAAAGGAUAACCUAGACUGAAGCACUACUGUCCCCGCCAUCGCUUUCCAGAGGGACGGAGUCGGCUAUUCUUGACGUUCUUCGCAUUUCAUGAAGUAGAUUUUCCUAAUGAUUCAUGUAUAAUGCCUCAAACGGCUAGUUAUUAACCUCCCUUUCGUUAUUGAUUUUGUUAUCCGUAUUUCCCUUCUUGGUGUUCAGGCCAUCACCUGCAUAGCCGAAGCGCCCGAAGGUCGACGUAUUCUACUGGAUCAUGUUGAUAAUGUACGUUUCGCCAAAAAAACACUAUACACUUUUAUGCCUUGAUUUUUCCUAACCGCGUGCAUAUCUACAGGAUCCCAGGAGUCAUACAUCCUGGAGUGGAAUAAGAGGUUUAAUGCUUACUUUUUCGAAAAAGUCUCUUCGUAUGAAAGCGGCACCCUGUCGACCUGAUUGCGUGACGAACGUGCAAAGAGUCCUAUAUAGCGUUUCUCUACUGACUUUUAAAUCUAUGGGAAGGGGUUUCAUCGCUGCUCUUAUAUGACCAAACUUCAUGGAGAAUAUUUUAGAGAGUCUUCUCCAAAAUUUCCAAAUACUGGUGGCAGUUCCACUUAUAAGGUUUUGAACAGCGGUUACCGUCGCGAGCGUAUUGGUCAAUAGGUCUACUGUCAAAGUAGUUCAACGUUCUGCUAUUGGUCACAUAUCGACGGUACAAUUCAGUUAAGUUCUACGAAUUUGCCCAAUGGCCAAUGAAAUAUGACUUGACUGAUUUCGUUAUUUUAAAAUGCAAAGUGAAAAUCGAUGCAAAAGCGUCUCAAAAACUAUGCUUUUUCGAAUUAAGUAAAAUUUGAAUUGAUUUUAAUAACGUCAAAUGGUUACCCAUCCAUAAUUCCCAUCAGAGUAAUGUACGUCAUUAACCUACAUUAAUGUAGGUUAAUGGAUUGUAUAGCUUGCCAAAGUCUUCUACAAAGCCAUUUAAAAGGAUACGUGCAAAGUCAAUGCACGUUAUGUGUAACCGGGGAUGGUAAAAUAUAUACAUGGCUACAGACAGCUUCAGGAAGUGCUGACAGCGCUCCUGAUCAAGAAAUGAAUUUAAGACUGCCGGGCCGAUGUAUAGGAGAAAUUGCCGGAAUUCGGCCGCCUUCCAAUACUCCAGGCAAUCCAGAGUUCGGCACUUCCGAGCAAAUUCUGCCGGUAGACAAUUGCUGCACUUUUUAAUCCGCGCAUUGAGCGCCGCAGAAAACUUCUUCACUCCGAGGCGCCACAUGUGCGGCAAUUUACGUAUUACUCCCAGGCAUACUAGGUGCAUGUAGUCCAUGGGAAAGGAGGCUACCAUAUCGAUGGGUAACUCCUCAAAUGGUGAUAUGCCCCUAUGGUGCAUGGCCUGCUUUUGCAACCGAAAUGACAUGUCGUCCCGAGGACGCCCACUAUACGGCGGAAACGUCAUACGGUUAGCAAUGGGAAUUCCAACAUGACAGCACCUAGAGUGGUCUAGGUUAGCUCGAUGAACAAACCUACCUAUCGCAUCCAUAGUAUCCGUUAUGUGCCUUGACUUGCCGGAUGUAGGAGCGGGCAGGGGCAUCGCAAAUGAUAUUGGCUAGCUCCACUUUUACAACAUCCCCUGUACCUGGGAGUCGCAGGCCACCAUCAAGAAGUCCUUUCAAUUCGCAAACACAGUCACGAAGAAACUCAUCCACUGGUUCGGGUUUGCCAAAGCCGGAAAAUACGCCAACGACGAAGGGUUCACCAAUAAAAGGGUGACUGAUUCGCGCUAGUAUUGGCCAAAGGCAUUGACCUGAUCCUUUAAACAACUUCAUCCCAUCAAUGUGCAAUUGGAUGCGCAUUUCAGGAAUUUCAGUUGUUUGCCGGCGGUUUACCUCAUCCAGCAAAGCUCGCUCAAUGCCCAGAUGGACAUAGUUCCCGUUGCUUAGGACCUUGUUGCUACAAGUUCUUGGAGUCUUCAAGAGCGUUCGCGGGUCCUUCGGGACUUCUCGGUGGUACUGCCGGAGCAUAUCGAACAUAGCCUUCAUCAUAGACAGAGGCAUUCGCGUGUUCAGACAUAAUUCUUGUAAAUCUGAUAGAAAAGAUUUUCCCCUUUUUCCGUCAUAUGCUCUUGACUUCCUGCAAACUCUACACCCACUAAUAUUCUACAUCGAUGGAAAAACCUACCAGUGUAACCCUCAGGCGUUAGUUCAGGCAUUUCUAAUUCAGGAGAGUCGCUUGGCAAAGUAGACGCCGUUGGAACAUUAACCUGUUGGGCAGCCUCCGUUGCCGCAUAGUAGACCGUCUUCAGGCGCCGGAUUCGCUUAUAAGCGGUGCUCCGGUUGAUUCCAAAAUACUUACGUUUCAUUUCUGCUUCAUCUCAAUGACAAAAAUGAUAAACAAAGGCUCAAAGUGCAGCUUUUCAGAUCACUCUGCUACAACGGAUAUCUCAUUGAUAUUGCUUAAAUCAACAGGCAAUUAUUCAAUGAUAAUACUACUUUACACGUCAAAACUUACAAAAUAUCAUAAAAGAUAGCAAAAGGGCAGUUCAUUACAUACCACAGUAACGUAUGCACGUAGACCACAGUAGACAGUAUUAGCACUCACGACGAGAGGAUCGCAGCUCACGUGGGAGAUAAGUGCCGCAAAGUGACACACUUAAACAAUUAUGCGCAUUAUAUCAGGACUGCCCAGACAUGUCAAAAGCACAACUACCGAAGUCUCGCUUGUUAUCUCUCUUAUGAAGCGACAGGAUGCAGCUAAAGAGCAGUCGCGAAAUUUUGUGGUACCAAUAACUCCUGCCGUUCUUGCCUACUUCAGCUUCGUACCGGGGACAAAAUGCUUCAAACAAAUUUUAACCGAAAAAUGCACGUUUAUUCACGGAGUAAUGCCUGUUAAUAGUGCAGUAACGACGAGAAAACUUCGAGGGGGGUGGCCCCCUCAUAGCCCCUUCUUGGCCCCCUUUCAAGAGGGGGCCACGUGCUGGCAGGAUUGUAAAAGUCGGUUAAAGCCAUUUGUACUUCAGUAACAGUCAUAAUGUGCAUGGCGAAUGUGAAAAGGAGAUAAAAAUGGAGGACGCUGAUAUCGACGAGUGCGAUCAUUAUUAUUCCUAAGCAUUUUUUCGUCACCUAUAACUCCCAGGCGGGUAUUCAGGCCGGGUGCAUAGUUGCUCCCUGCCGGUAGAUGCGCUUGAGUUCCCGCCGGGUCUACAGGUCGUGUGCAUGGUUGGCCAGUGACUUGUGUGGCUCUCUCCUCUCUCUGACCAAUUUUUAUCGCUGGUUAAAAUCCUGGUCCAGUGUAUGUUGUGGACCAGGAGGUGUGGUGGAAUGCCUAGGUGUGCGUCCGGCCGUGUCAGUCAUCUGCGCUCUCUACCUCCGUCGGUCUUCUUGACUGUCUUAACACUGAGCUCAUGCCGGGAAGAAGGAAAGGGCGCGGUAGAUGCUGCGCAAAUAUACUCUCACUAUAAUCUAAUUCAAGCACCUCACCUUGUCUGCUCUCAUCUCGCUGUGGAGCACAUGGUGAACAUUGUCGGCAACGACGGUCGAACUGCCAUAACUUACAGCACUGACUCAUUCUGCAUGUUGUGCUAUGGUAAGGAUCAGGCGCUUAGAUUUCAAUGUCCGGAUUAUUAAACUGAGUGGUAUAAGCAUUAACUUCCUCACCAGUCAAAAUAGAUGUUUAUGCUGCUUCCAUGGUUUUCAUAGCACUUAUGGUGUUUAUUUACCUAUACGUUUAACAAUUUGGUUGGCCGAAUACAAACCGUCAUCCGAAAAGAGUUAAGGGCUAAAUGUUUUCUUCUGUCGCUUCAGAUAAAAAAGUUGACAGAGGACGAAGACGCUGGAGUAAGAAAGCACGCAAACAUUGCUGUCGACGUGAUAACCUGGAAGCCAUAA
This is a messenger RNA of Spirometra erinaceieuropaei, 23424 nucleotides long. Lineage: Eukaryota; Metazoa; Platyhelminthes; Cestoda; Diphyllobothriidea; Diphyllobothriidae. The record is from the annotation of a GenBank genome assembly.